Molecule: messenger RNA, 2154 nt
Organism: Trichomonas vaginalis G3
Lineage: Eukaryota; Parabasalia; Trichomonadida; Trichomonadidae
Product: DNA/RNA polymerases family
Exons: 1
Coding region: 1-2154 (717 amino acids)
Source: RefSeq, a predicted model, not a curated record
AUGCCCCCGUAUAGAAUGGAUAGAAGGUCUGCUAAAAUAAAAGCAGAGUUAGAAAGAUAUGGCUGGAGAGUUUCAAAGAAGUUUAAAUAUAGGAAGGGAAAGCCAAUAAAAGUCUAUGACAAACUGGCUGGUCUGACCUAUGAAAUGGACUUGGAAACAGCACGCACAAAUUAUCCAAACAGACUUGAGAGGUUAGAAGAAGAACGUCUUAUGGACAUGCCUUUCGAUGUUAAUGAACCUCAAGUUGAAGGACACGACGGCUUUGCCAGAUUCUACUGGAAACAUGACGAACAAUUGCAUCCUUUGAGGAGGAAAAAAGGAAAAGGUGAAGACGCACAUGCUCCCAUGGAAAGAACAAGAUAUGCAUAUGAAAAGUAUCGUGAAGUUAGAAGUCAAAUUACAUCUGGUCGAACCUUUACAGUAAAUUUUGAAGAAGGAAAGAACAAAGAAGGCUUCAUGGGUGUACUUGCUGCCAUACAAGACGGAAAUAAGAAAGGAUACAAUCUCAGACUAACCGUAACAGAUUUAGAUGGUCAUAUAUACUAUGCACAUGGCAAUGUCACAACAGCCGCACAACUUCUUGACGCUUUUAAGACUACAAAGAGAGAACAAAUGUUUGACUCCGACUCAGAUAUUUUGAAUGCAAUUGAAGGAAUUGCAAGCGUGAAGUUUGAAUGGUACCAACCUAACCCUCAAGCAGUCAGACAACAUGCUGGAUACUUCCCGUUCAUAAACAAGUCUGACAUUGACUUAACAAGGUAUGGAAUUUACAAUUCAAUUGAAAAAAUUGUCAAUGAACCUUGUAUUCUUACAUGUCUCAGGAACUCUGGUCUUGUUACAGAUGAGAAGAUGAAGUAUCUUGAGUCAUGUGUGAAGACAAGAUACAUUCUCAGAAGUCAAUUGACAAAAAUUGCACCGUUGGCAAAUGUGAAUAUCCGAGUCAACAUACCGACUGAGAAAGGUUCUUCACAUGACGACUAUGUUGUUGACUUCAAAUUGCCAUGGUUGAAGAUUGUACUUGUCCACAACCACUUCAUGUUGAACGAAAGUCUUACAAACCCAUUGUUCGGAAAAGGUAAGUGCAACAUUGUCAGAGCUGUUAACAUUCUUUUCGAGAAAGGUUUGUUGGAACCAAUUCCAGAUGACAAGCUGACAGAAACUUUUGUACCAAAAGACGAAACAAACUUUUCAUUGUUAGCAAGACCAAAAGUUGUUCCAGACAAAGUUAUAGCACAAAAGAAGUACACAGUUCCAAAAGGAGUUGGAUUGUUCGGAUACCAACCUGAACCAGAAGAACUUCCAAUGAGGUUGCAAGAACUUCAAGAUGCUAUAAACAAACUUCCAUUGAGACAUCCAGUCGACGUCAAAUUGUAUUGGAGAGCAUCUGAGUUAGGUCAGAAAAUUUUAUAUGAAACAGGUUGCUUCGACGAUGUUUAUGAGAUAACAGGCGAGGUUUCUCAGAAGAUAAGAGACUCACUUGAAUUUCCACAAACUGGGCCGAUUGGAUGCGACAAGUUCGACUCAUAUGAAAAGAUAUACUAUGUCGACCUUAACGCUGCGUACAUGAGGUUCGUCCAAUAUAUCCCGACUGGAAUUCCAAACGAAGACGGUGAGUUCCCGGGAAAGAACUAUACAGUUGGAAAAGUCAUACAACAACUCUAUGAUAUUAGGAAAGCUUCAAACCCCAAACUUGCAAUGACAAUCAAAUUGCUUAUGAAUUCGACAUGGGGAUAUUCCAUUAAAAAACCUCAAAAGAUGAAGAGUAAACACUAUGAGAAGGUCGACAACUUUGUUGAAAGGUUCUCCCCCUUUGUUUUGAAGUACGAGUUCACCGAAGGUCAAGGUGGCUUAGUAACCACAGUAAAACCUAUUGUCGAACAUUGGUCUUAUCCUCAGUUCGCAAAGGCAGUCCUUGACAACUACAACAAAUUUUUCUCAGAGGUUAAAUCCAAAGUGAAGGUAUACUAUGAGAACAUCGAUGCACUCAUGACGAACGAGGAAGGCUAUAACAAACUCAUUGAAAUGGGUUUAGUCGGUGAAAAGAUGGGCUGUUUUAAGCUAGACAAGGUAUUUUCCGAAGUUCAUGUCCUCUCCAAGCGUAAGUAUUGGGGUGUUAAAGAAGAUGGUGAAAUAGUUAAACAUUGCAUGAAAUAA